UAUUAAGAAAGGUAUGCUUGGUAAAGGAAAAAUAACAAUUCAAGGAUGUGUAAAGCCUCUCAAAGUUCACAAGUCUCAAGAAUGGAUUUUACAACAUGAUCUAAAAGAUUUCUACAGCUUGCAAAGAGUCGUAUUUAAGUGCUUAAAGUUUCAGUGUAUUUAUAUACAAAGUCUUCUAUACUAAAGGCGUGAUUUUAUUAUGUCUACACUGCAUUGGGAUUAAUUGCAAAAUUAAUGAAGAUUUUAUUUUAGAUGUUUACAAUGGACCUCUUAGAACAUGGCAGCUCCUUGCCCACACCAUUUUGUAAGUUAGUCUCUUUUUUAUACAGUGACGUAUGUUUCACUUCCUUUCUCUGUUAUUUCUGGACCUCUGUGUUUGUGUGCAGAACAAUAAACUUCAUGAUGCUGUGAUGGUAAGAGGAAAUGCUGGUCCGCUGGCCAGUCAGAAGAAAUUAUGUUUUUCACCUGCUACAGAGCUCUGUAUCAUUCAGUGUGUAGAAUGAAUAUGGAGUUAAUACCUAGUAGUUCUCUUGUUGCGACUCAUCUGUCAGUCUGACCUUCACCGAUGGCCAUUCUAGAAAGAAAUAACAAAAUCCUGCUGGAUUUGGUGCGACAGCCAGGUAACAACUUGUGUGCCGACUGUGGAGCUCCAGAGCCUGACUGGGCCUCCUACACUCUUGGUAUCUUUGUGUGCCUGAACUGCUCAGGGAUGCAUCGUAAUCUGCCUGCUGUCAGCAGAAUGAAAUCCAUACGUCUGGAUCACUGGGAGGAUUCCCUGGUAGAGUUCAUGCGGGAGAGGGGAAAUUCUGCUGCCAAAGCCAUUUAUGAGAAGUAUGUUCCUGCCUUCUUCUACCAGCCACAACAAAAAGACUGCAAUGUUCUUAAGGAUCAGUGGAUCCGUGCAAAGUAUGAGAGAAGAGAAUUCACUGAAGAAACCAACUACUAUCAGCAAGAAUAUUGCUCAGACCUGUUUGAGUCGACACUAUGGAAGAAGGGCAAAGACAACAAGCAGUUCCUCAAGAGGAUCUUCCUGCUGUCUCGGAAAGACUUCACCCUCAGAUACUUCAUUAAAGAGGAUUCCAAGGUUCCCAAGGCUGUCAUUUCCAUGAAAGACCUGAAUGCAGCUUUCCAGCCGGAGAAGAUCGGUCACGCUCACGGUCUGCAGAUCUCCUACCUGCACGACGAACGCAUGAGGAAUCUGUUCGUUUAUCACGACAAUGGACAGGUAAUUGUAUCCUUGUUCAACGCUAUCCGGGCAACACGCCUGGCAUACCUGCAGAAGAAACAUCCCACUCUUCAAGAUAAUGACUUAAUACCUCAGAUAACGAGACAUUACCUGAAGGAGGGGUACAUGGAGAAAACUGGCCCGACACAACGGGAGCCAUUCAAGAAGAGGUGGUUCACACUGUGCUCAGUAAACAGAAAGCUUCUGUAUUUUAAAACUCCACUGGAUGCCACAGAGCUGGGUGCAGUCUUCAUCGGCACAGAGAGCCAUAACUACUCUGUUUCAGAGAGCAGCGGCAGGAGCACGAGGGGAGGCCGGUGGCACUGCGGCAUCACGCUGCAGACCCCAGGCAGGCAGUUUGUGUUUAUGUGUGAGCAGGAGCAGGAGCAGAGGGAGUGGCUGGAGGCCUUCAAGAAGGUCAUCUCUCAACCCAUGACCCCAGAGGACUAUGCUAAUGAGGCCAACUUGAGAAGGGGGAAAUGACUGAAGGAGAUCUAUCUGCUGAGUUGUAGGAGUUUAGGACGCAAUAAUUACCCUUCUGGAAACACAACAGACUGAAAGCCUUACCGGCAAAAGAUCCUGCUCAACCUGUCAGUGAAAAAUAGAGAAAAACUCUGCUCAACAUCACUGACGAAUGAUCAACUCUAACUUUUCUGCUCAGACUUCAAUGGGACCUUGAAUAAGCAUGAAUUUUGAAUGUUCAUGAAUUUAUUGUUGUUACCACAGUGACACCAGAAUUCUUCAUAAUAGAUUAUGAAUAUGCUGAAACUAAACAUUGCAUUACUAACAGUAAGGAGUGGGUUUUAUGUACAUUUUGCAUUUUUUAAAAAUAAUUAUCUGGUAUUUUUUGUUAGAUGCUUAACUCAGUUUGCACAUUUUGUAAAGUUUAGGUUAAUCUUUCUCACACACUGUUUUGUUUUAGCUGUAUGUAUAGUUCUGUGAAGCUGAACACUUUGUGAUUUUAAUAAAAAUUUGAUUAAAUUUG
This is a messenger RNA of Scatophagus argus, 2210 nucleotides long. Its product is annotated as arf-GAP with dual PH domain-containing protein 1-like. NCBI's taxonomy places the organism in Eukaryota, Metazoa, Chordata, Actinopteri, Scatophagidae. The transcript has 11 exons. Gene Ontology annotation, cellular component: intracellular membrane-bounded organelle; plasma membrane. The coding region runs from base 566 to 1708 and encodes 380 amino acids. The record is from RefSeq and is a predicted model, not a curated record. Gene Ontology annotation, biological process: positive regulation of GTPase activity. Gene Ontology annotation, molecular function: phosphatidylinositol bisphosphate binding; GTPase activator activity.